Molecule: messenger RNA, 2066 nt
Organism: Vidua chalybeata
Lineage: Eukaryota; Metazoa; Chordata; Aves; Passeriformes; Viduidae
Gene: CCDC63
Product: coiled-coil domain containing 63
Exons: 12
Coding region: 361-2046 (561 amino acids)
Biological process (GO): cilium movement; outer dynein arm assembly
Cellular component (GO): axoneme
Source: RefSeq, a predicted model, not a curated record
CCCUCUCCUGAGCUUCCUGCUGGAAAUAGGGGUGGAUCUUUGGGAAUACCUGACUGCCACCGUGGUUCUGUCUCCUGGCUGGAGAGGAACUGCCUUGUGUGGGGCCAAGCAGUCUCAGGGGACACAGGGGGACCCAAGGGACUGCAGUGUGGUUGCUGGGGACUAGCUCUGGGGCCAUCUGUGAUGGUUUCCUCAUGUGCCAAACACGCGAGCGGGUGCUGAGGGAUGGGCAGGAGGACACAGCCACCCCAUUACUCCUGUUUCAUUUCUUCCCUUGGAAAGCAAUCCUGUGCCUGCAGAGUUUCACUUGUUCCCUUCCCAAGGUGUCUACAGAGCAACCAGCAGAGUUAGACGGCGAAAAUGAAGAGGAGAGAAGCCUCAGAAGACCUGGAGCUCCCUGAAAAUGAGAAGGAAAGAAGGGCUAGAGUGCAGAUCAGGCAGCUGCAGACCCAUUUUCAUCAUGAAUCGUACAAGAGGAAAUUCUUUGAUGCCGAUAUCUGGCGGCAAAUGCAGGCUCAGGAAAAAACAAUAGAUGAUCUGAAGCAAGAACAUAGACAUGUGACAUUAAUGCUGAGCCAGAUCUAUUCACCAAGCAGUGUGAUACUGGAAAACAGAAAUCGUAUGAAGGUCCAAAGCCUUUUGCAGACCAGAAUGCAGAAUGAUGCCCUGAUCAAAGAAAGAAAAGCCCAGUUAGCUGACCUGGCCAAGCAGGUUGUAGAGCUGGAAAAAAAGAUAGUGAAGCAAAGAGACACAACCUGGAGGAUGCUGGAAGCAAAGAGCCACAAACACCUGCAGAAGAAGAUCGAGUUGCUGGAGAUACGUCUGAGUCAUGCCACUGUCCGUUACAACAACAUCAUGACCCGAAACAACAGGCUCCGAGAAGAGACUGCCAGCCUGCAGAUCCAGAAAGCCAUUUAUGACAACAGCUACUGGAAGCUGGAAAAAAGUCUGGUUCAGCAGAACAAAUUGCUGAACGCUGCUAUCGAGCAAGCCACAGAAGACUACGAGCAGUGGAUGGAGGAUCUGGGGCGGAUCUCGGACAUUCGGGACGUGCGCUGCAGAGAAACCAUCCAGUACAACAUCAGGCUGCUGGAGAGGAAGUGUGCCCUUCACCAGGAGACCAGGCUGAAAAACUUCUUCCUCAGCAAAUGUGCAGAUCUCUCUGUAUUGAAGGAGCAGGCCAAAGAGAGAGAAGCCUUUGAGGCAGCUGAGAGGGCCAAAAGGAGCCAAAAGGAGAGCUAUGAGGUGGCCUACAAGCGUCUGCUGGAGCUGUCGGACGGCGACAUUGAUGAUUUCUUGGAGGACUUCAUUGAAAAGGACAGGAGAUUCUUCAUCCUCUUUAGCUAUGCCAUUAGGCUGAACGUCAGGAACGAGGGUCUCAGGCAGAGGAUCCAGGAGAUCCAGGAUGAUAUGACGGCCAUCACAACGGAGCGGGAACAGGCAGAGACAGCCCGGACCCACGUCCUGCAGGAGCUGGAGGCAAAAAUAACAGAGGUCACCGAGGAAGCCAACAAGUAUGAGAACAAAAGCAAGGAGAGCAACAAACUCCUGGGACAGAUCCAAUCUCGCAUGGAGACCCUCUUGAAGGACAUGGACUGUGACACUACCACGAUAGUGAAGCCUCUUGGGGAGAGCUUGGUGCCAGUUUUUGGUCCCGUGGAGAACAAGAUCAAGGAAUUCCUGCUGAGGGAGUCCUUGCUGCGCUACACGUCCAUCGAUCGUGCCCAGCGCUCCCAGGCCUUCAUCAGCCCCCUCCAGGGAGCCUCCAACCUCCUCUGGACCAUGGACCGGGCCAAGCUCUGCCCACCCCCCCCAGACCUGGAGACCACUGACCCCAAAACCGCAGAAGAGCCGCUGGGCCGGGCUCAGCUGCGUCAGCUCGUUAUCCGGAGGCAGGAGGAGGAGCUGGCCAGGCCCUCCAGCUCGGGCAAGAGAAGAAGGAGAUUUACAUCACAGAGUGCAUCAGGGGCCAAGAGCCCAUCAGGGGCCAAGAGCCCAUCAGGGACCAGGAGCCCAUCAGGGACCAGGAGCCCACCAGGGAAUUAAAGAAGCAGUUUCAUUCUUGA